AUGGUCAAGUCUAGAUCCAAAGGCAAGGGCGUCUCACGCAAGAUCAAGCGCUAUACGCUCGAGCCGACUAGGCCUGGCAGCGGAAGCUCUACCAUCGUCUCGCAAAAGGCGUUCAGUCCGCAGGGUCUCGUCGAUGAGAAGGAGAAGACACAAAGGAGGAUAGACCAAGUACUCACCGGCCUGGGUGAUCGCGCGAUCGAGCAGAUCCGCAAUCUUAAUGCAAGAGCCGACCAGACGGCAGGCGAUUCACCUAUGGACGAUAACCACCAUGAGCUCCAGGAGGCGGGAGAUGCGAUGGAUGUAGACAAUGCGGGAGAUGUAGACGCAGAUGAGGCCACCGGCGACGUUCUGUAUGCCCUGCGAGACUUCAUGGGCACACGGUACGCCCAUGACUUCUUUUUCACUUUCGUGUACUGA
Molecule: messenger RNA, 417 nt
Organism: Trametes versicolor FP-101664 SS1
Lineage: Eukaryota; Fungi; Basidiomycota; Agaricomycetes; Polyporales; Polyporaceae
Exons: 2
Coding region: 1-417 (138 amino acids)
Source: RefSeq, a predicted model, not a curated record